AUGUCCAUCGCCUCCUGUCCCCUGUCACGACGGGCCCUCAUUGCUGUCGAUAUUCCUGCAAGACCACGGAGCUCACGACACUACUAUCGUCAGUCAUCCUGCAAAGUCCUCCUGCAAGAGGAUGCCGCUGGUUCUUCGCUCGCCUGUCAUCCUGCAAAAGCGGCACAGGACGCCGCCGGCUCUUCGGCCACCUGUCAUCCUGCAAAAACGUCGUCCUGCAAGAGGACGCCGCCGACUCUUCGGCCACCUGUCAUCCUGCAAAAAUGGUAUGUCGGUGUCACGUUCUUCGCGCUGACAGCCCGUCGAUCCCUGUCACUCCUCCUGCAAGAGGACGCUGCCGGCUCUUCGGCCACCUUCCUCCUGCAAGAGGAUGCCACCGGCCAGCUCUUCCGUCACCUGUCAUUCUGCAAAAGCGGCACGCGCCAGUUCCACGUCCCUUCUCGCAGCCCGUCGAUCCCUGUCAGUCGUCCUGCAAGAGGACAGCCAGCUCUUCGGUCACCUAUCAUACUGCAAAAGCGAUACGCCAGUGCCGCCUCCCUUCACGCUCACAGCCCGUCAUUUCCCUUAUCAUUCUCUGUCAGUCCUCCUGCAAACGUCCCUGAUCGUUGCCAGUUCACCUGCAACAGGAGGCCGACGCCUUUCCGUAGCCAUUCAUCCUGCAAGACGUCACCUCGAAUGCUAUCAGCGUUCCUGCAAGACGAUGUCGCCGACUUCGGUAGUCGCUCGUCCUGCAACAAAUCUGCCGCUCUGCGGUCAUCUUGCAAAGGCCUUCGUAUCUCGAAUAUCCCUGGCACUAGCCCGUAUCCGACGGCUUUUCUGCAAUAACUGUAUUCUAGCCUUGACCGGCCCACGAUGCCAGCCAUCCUGCAAAAGGUGUCUGUUGCGAUAUACCAUGACAUGCCUCCGUAUCCGUCUUCCGCGCCAUGUCGAAACCCGCAAGAUGUGCAGAGUAAUUUUAAGCUGAAGUCGCACGCGGUUGACUUAUUGCCCGUGCGCCAUCAUUAGUAGCUCAACGCCUC
This is a messenger RNA of Coniophora puteana RWD-64-598 SS2, 1019 nucleotides long. RefSeq lists its product as uncharacterized. Bases 1 to 825 code for a protein of 274 amino acids. Lineage: Eukaryota; Fungi; Basidiomycota; Agaricomycetes; Boletales; Coniophoraceae. The transcript is spliced from 9 exons. The record is from RefSeq and is a predicted model, not a curated record.